AUGCCCAGACGUGACAAAGUGCACACGGUUCCUGUUUCACUCGCCAUAAACCCGGCUCCGAAGACAACCACAUACGUCGGGAAAAUGUUGUCUAGCUUCUGGAACACACUGCCAUAUUCCUGCCUCUACCUAGACUUGGAUUGGCGUGAUCUUCUCUUUGCCAUCAAAGAAUGCCUUGCACUAUUCCAUUCCAUCUCUCAUGACCAAGUGAUUGAAAAUAUAAAAAAGAUCUGGACCACACCACAAAACCCCAACCAUGUCUUACCUUGCUUGUCUGUAAGAACUGGCCUCGACCUUUACCUUCAAGCCAAGAAUUUUCCACAAGGUUCAGAAAUCAUUAUCUCUGCUGUUACCAUACCUGACAUACCAAACAUUCUUCAUCAUCACGGUCUCGAAGUUGUCUCACUUGAUAUUGAUAUUGAGACAACAGCCCCAAAAAUUGAACUGCUGAAAGAAUUAAUCACGGAACGAACUGUUGCUCUCCUCCUUGCUUAUAUUUACGGGAAAAUCUUUGAUGUUUCACCUUUCAUUGAGGUAGCAAAAAAACACAAUCUAGCCGUGAUUGAAGACUUAGCUGAGGGAUUCUGUGGUUUUGACUAUCUUGGCCACCCUGAUGCUGACAUCUCUCUUUUCAGUUUUGGGACAAUCAAGUAUUGCUCAUGCAUGGGUGGAGCCAUUGCAAAAAUUCAAAAUUCUGCUGAUUACAAGAAAAUGGACCAACUUCAACAAAUGUACCAUUCCCAAUCGUCCAGUGUUUACCUGCAGAAAGUAAUGAAAUGCUGUAUGCUUUAUGUUAUGUUAGAUUGUCCAAAGGCGGUCAGACCAGCCCUAUUUAUUGUCCAACAGCUCAACUGUGAUUACAAGCGAAAUGUUACAAAACUGGUACGCAGUUUUCCCAAUAACCUCAUCCAUAUGAUCCGAUUCCAGCCAUCUAUGGCAUUGCUUCUUGUAAUGUUUCAUCGAUUCCAAUCCUUCCGUCCAAGCCAGAUUACCAUUUGCCGUCUCAAGGGAGAAUAUGUCACUUGUCGAUUACCAUCUACAGUUACAGUUGUCGGCCACAAGGCACCAUUGAAUUGUUAUUGGCUUUUCCCAAUUGUUGUGGAAAACCCAGACCUAGUGAUGCACCAACUGAACAAACUCGGCAUAGAAGCACACCGUUCCUCCACUCAGCUAACCUUCAUUGAAUCUGACAAAUCACCUAACUACCAACCUAAACAUCCCUCAAUUGAAACUGUGCCUUAUUACCCCUAUGAAGCCAACUACAUGAUGAACAAUACAGUCUACCUACCAGUCAACAAAGGUGUUCCUUUCCAUGUCCUUGACAAAAUUUGUAAUGCAGUCAAGUACAUUACUAAGAAGGAUUGUGAAAAAAGUUUUCAUUCAUUACAACCUAAAAUUUUAUCCAAACUUUGA
Messenger RNA from Acanthosepion pharaonis, 1413 nucleotides. The record is from the annotation of a GenBank genome assembly. NCBI's taxonomy places the organism in Eukaryota, Metazoa, Mollusca, Cephalopoda, Sepiida, Sepiidae.